This is a messenger RNA of Peniophora sp. CBMAI 1063, 6351 nucleotides long. Lineage: Eukaryota; Fungi; Basidiomycota; Agaricomycetes; Russulales; Peniophoraceae. The record is from the annotation of a GenBank genome assembly.
AUGGGCAGACGAAAGAAGCCGCCACCCUCUCUUCCUGACGAGGAUACCAGCGAGAAGCAGUCUGGAGUAGAGUUAGACGAGGAGCCAAAGCCAAAGUCUCAACAGACAACCACAGCGAAGGGCAAAGGGAAGGCAAGGGCCCGCAAGGCCCCGCCUCCCAUCGAGCCCAAGAACUCUGACGAGGCGGAAAAUGAUGUGGUGGUUGAGGAGGACCGGCAAGCAGGGCCCAGCACAAGGAGCGGAGGCAAGCGGCGAGCAGCCUUGCGUGACACGAACACCGAUGACGGCGAAAGCCAGGAUGACGGCGGAGACUCAGAUAACGCGUCGGUAGCUACGGGUAGAAAUUACGUCGCGCCCGAAGAGUCCAAGCUGCCGCCAUUAUCAUCUCUGCCGUCAAUCUUCGCGGACAUUGUUGCACGAAUGGAGAAGCUGUCUGAUGGAAGGCUUCAGGACGUCGUGAAGCACUUGAAGGGGAGCAAGCUCCGCGUUGCUACUAUGUGUUCAGGAACCGAGUCGCCGCUAUUGGCUCUACGCAUGAUCACGCGAGCUAUGAAGGAAGCAUGGGGACUGAAGCUCGACAUUGACCACGUCUUCUCCUGCGAGAUCGAACCUUUCAAACAGGCGUACAUCGAGCGCAACUUUCAUCCUCGUCUCCUCUUCCGCGACGUUUGCGAACUUAGCGAAACGCAUGCUCACACUGCGUACGGCUCUCUCGUAGCAGUACCCGGAAACGUCGACAUGCUCGUCGCCGGCACAUCCUGCGUCGAUUUUUCUCCCUUGAAUAACAAGAAGAAGACGAUCAAGGACGACGGCGAAUCCGGUCGCACCUUCCGCGGCAUGCUCGAGUGGGCGCGGAAACACCGACCGCCGAUCAUUAUUCUGGAGAACGUGAAAGGCGCGCCCUGGUCGGAGAUCAAACGCCACAUGGAGGACAUGGGAUACAGCGCUGAGCACAGGAACCUCGACACAAAACAGUUCUACAUUCCUCAUACGCGUCAGCGUGGGUAUCUCAUUGCUGUUGAUCGUGUCAACUCGCCGAUCCCCCAACGCUGGCAAGAACUAGUGGGCAAGAUGCAGCGACCGGCCAGUGUUGUGCUCGACGCAUUUCUGCUGCAGAGCGACGAUCCGCGCAUUCACCGAGAGCGCGAGAAACUCGUUCAGGCGAGCUACAAUACCGACACGAGGAGAGCUGGGCGAACGGACUGGGUUCGUUGCGAGACUCGACAUCACCGUGUGCGUCUUGAGGAGGAGCUUGGGUCGAAACGCCCGUUUACGAACUGGGGGGAAGGUCACGCUACGAAGUUGCCUGACUUCGCGUGGACGGAUUGGGGCAAAGCUCAGGUCGAGCGUGUCUGGGACUUACUCGACAUCAGUCUCUUACGCUUUGCGAAAGAGGGAGUCGAUCCGUCCUACAAGUCCCUGGUGUGGAACGUCUCGCAGAACGUGGACCGCAUGAACAGAGGCAGCGGCAGCAGCCUUGGAAUCACUCCUUGCCUCACACCCUCUAUGAUUCCUUACAUCACCAAUCGCGGCGGACCCAUGGUCGGCCUUGAGGCAUUGCACUUCCAAGGUUUACCUGUCGACGAGCUGCUGCUCACGCGUGAGGCUCCCGAUCAACAGGCGAAUCUAGCAGGGAACGCCAUGAGCACGACCGUCGUUGGCACUAGCAUGCUCGUAGCUCUCGUGCUGUCCCAAGAUUUACUUCGUGCGGGGGGCAGCCAGCCAUCUAAGACCAGCGAUGGGCUCGAUGAUGAAAGCGAGAGUUCAGGGAUGGGCGGCGAGAUGAGGGUUGCCAAGGAGAGGGAUGUAGCAGAGCACCUGAGCGGGCUUGAGCAGUUGGUAGAGAAGGACUUCGACUCGGCAAACAUUGCGGAUGUUCCACUUUCCGACCUUCUCGUCGCCGCCGAACGAAGCGCACGUCUUUGCGCCUGCGAGGGUCGAAAAGACAUCUCUGCUGUCGAGGUGCAGCGCUGCACAGACUGUGGCGCGACGACGUGCGUCGCAUGCGGUGGGCGUCCGGAACACAACUACCAGCCCAUCGAUGUUCAGGCUCACCCGCGAACCCCUCCUUCGGACUUUGCGCGCAUACUCAAGUCCGUGCUUCCCAUGGCAUUGACGAUGACAAACCUCGACGUCGACAUGCUCGAAGAGUUACGGCGGUCCCUCGAUGUGACUAUCCCAGACGAACGCUGGGAGCAAUGGCGCGAGUCCGCACUGGCAGCAGCCAGCAGCGAGUUACGCUUCGUGGAACUCAAGCGUCAAGCGCACUGGGUGGCCCGAUAUGAAAGCGACUUCGCCCGCCUCGAGCUCACACUUCAUCCGACAUGCCCUACAUGGUUAUUAUACGCCAAACCCGUCUCUUCACUGCCCGCGAACGCCGAUAUUCGGAAAGUCCUGCUAUUGCCCAUAGCGCGGUUCCGUUGCUCCGUGUCAAUGUUCGGUGGAAGAUGGGAAGUAGCGUUGCCAGCUGUUCACGAUCUCGAGCUGGAGAUAGAGGGCUUCGGAGAACGAGUGCCGAGCUGGGAAUCGAGGUUGGGGUUGCAGGGAGAGCAGUUCAAGGACAAGAAGGUCUGGAGUCAGUUGAAGGUUUCCGUCCGCAACCCAGGUGUGGUUCGGCUCGAUCGCUCUGUCGCAGGUGUCUAUACGCUGCUGCAGAGGUGCGGGACGGCGAACUGUGCUCUUCACGUCCGUGGAAAGCAAGCAGGCGACGGCAAACAUGAGGAGCCCUUGUUCUUCUUCCUUGACCCUAGUCGAUGUGGCAAGCCUGAUGAGGAUGCAUUCGUGUUUGCGGUCAGCCAUCGACGAUACGAUUAUGGAGAGGGCCGGCCGAUCAUCGCCAAGCUUGUGCCGCCGUGGAGACAAUCGGACGUCGAAGGAGCGGCAGCCGUCGUUGCCACCAUCCCACAGGUGUACAUAGCCGUGCCAACGAUGGUUCUGAAGCCCCCAGUCAAAGCUGUAACCGUCGCUAGUCCUGCGAGCGGGCUCACGUUCUCCGCCGACAAGGACUCUUGCGAGACUGCGAGGGCUCUAUUGGUCGUGAGGGUCCCCAUAGGAGAGAACGAUGCAGAAUGGCCACGCGGCGUCUUGCAUGAACUCACCCACACGGAAGAGCGCACCACCUUUCGUCGUGUCGCAUGGCUGAUAGAGCGUGUCAAAGUCGUCCACGAUGGCUUUGGAGCGUGGCAUCAUGCCUCCUACACUCACGAUCCUUCCGCCUGCACACGCUGUGCGCCGAGAGCUCCCGAUAUCGAAUGGCUCGAAGGUGACGGCAAGGCUCAGCCCAUCGAAAACACCACACAAGCCGGCGAAUAUGAGCGGCGGUUGAAGGCCCGCCCUGCACCGUUCGUGACGCAGCUCAUGCAGGAUGGGACCACGGGCGUCCUCCGUCUCGGCGUAAACUUCGCUUCUCUCAUGCAUCGCGCCGCGGCGCGCCUUCCCAUCCGCGCGGAUGCCACGGAUUUGGAGCUAUCAUGGCGAUUGCAUACCGACUUCGUCCCGCUGGGCAAACUCGCGCCUUACGAGUUCAAGCUCCUGAGCAAUCAAACCGAUCCCGAACACGCGCAACCCCCAAACUUCGGAGAGUUCCCGCUGCGCAAGGAGCAAUCACGGUCGUUGAGCUGGAUGCUCGCGCAAGAACGAUACGAUGCGCCCCACUUUCUGGAAGAGGAGAUUAGUGAAGCUAUCCUCGAACCCCUCGGCUGGCGUGCUGAAGGCCGAGCUCGGCGUCCUGUUCGCGUUCUUGGUGGCGUGCUGGCCGACGAAGUCGGAUAUGGCAAGACAGCCAUCUCGCUUGGCCUCAUUGACUGCACGCGCGAAGCCAUACGCGAGGAGGUCCAGAGCGCUCCCGAAAGGCCCGGCAAGAUCACGGUACAUGCAACGCUUCUCGUCGUUCCGGGACAUUUGACGGGACAGUGGGAGAGCGAGAUUGAAAAGUUCCUUGAUGGCAGGGCGAACUACAACGUCGUUUCCAUCCCCACAAUAGGCAAGCUCGGCAAACUGUCGAUUGAGCAAAUCAUGCAGGCGGACAUCGUCAUCAUCUCUCGCAAGGUCCUCCAGUCGAAGGUUUAUUUCGAGAACCUAGAGGCGCUGAGUGGCGGAGCAGUACCAUUGCCGAGUUCGGAUGGGCGCUACUUUGACGCGAAGCUGGAUGCCGCGCUGGAGGGCUUGAGAGAGCAAGUCGAUAGACUCAGGACUGAAGGUAGCGUGGCAGUUUUGAGAGCCAUUUAUGCGGGGCGUAAAGUUGCGGCAGAGGCAGAGGAGAGGGCGAGACGGUCCGCCUCUUUGCGAAGAGCCCGAGACGAUACCGGAGAGAUGGGCGAUAUCUCAACUCUCGACAGGCGCAUGGACUCUACGCAUGCAUCGACCUCCACGACCGGCACUUCCAUCGCUGGUGGAAAGCGCAAUCAUGAUGAGCUCUCCGGUGAUGAGGAAGAUAUAAAGUCUCGAUCAAAGGCGAAGAAAGCGAAGAAGACGAACGCGAAUCCUCCGCGUGAGUCGAAGGAUCCGUGGAAGCUCAAGGGCGCGGCGGCGAAAAAGGAUUACAAGAAAAUGCUGGCGCCCUCGCUGGAGAUGUUCCACUGGUCACGCAUCGUCAUUGACGAAUACACCUACGUCGACGGCAAAGCACUAUCCGUAAUCUCUCGCUGGACUGCCGAGCGUAUCUGGGCGCUGUCUGGCACGUCUCCGGUCAACAGCUUCCACUCGCUCAAGACCAUCUCCCGAUUCCUCAAGCUUCACCUGGGUGUACAUGAUGAUGGAGAGUUCCGAAGUAAGAAUGAUCAGAAGCGAAGCGCCAUGCAGUCUUCACGGGCCGAGCAAUUUCACUCUUUUCGUGAGGUUCACAGCCUUGAUUGGCACGCUCAUCGUGAUACUGUCGGCCAGGCAUUCCUCGAUCAGUUUGCACGUCAGAAUAUCGCCGAAAUAGGCGAGAUUCAGUGGAAAGAGCACUACGUCAAGAUUCAGCUUCCCGCCGCCGAGCGCGCGAUCUAUCUUGAGCUCGAACACCACUUGCGUGCACAAGAUAUGACGAUCAAGCGUGUCCGGAAGACCGAGAGCGACCGCGAGAUACGCCUCGCUUUAGCCAUGGGGGAAUCAAGGACUGCCGAAGAAGCUCUCCUCAAGCGAUGCUCGCAUUUUGAGCUCAAUGAGAAGGAGAAUAGAGGAAAUGCCGUGGACGCAUGCGACUCGAUCGUUCGAGAUCGUACCAAGGAGCGUGACGCUUGCAGGAAGGACCUCCUCGACCUCAUCACAGAGGCUUUCCUGAUCGAGGCGGAGAUCGACGACCGUGAUCAAGAAUCGCCCUUUCGCGAGCUCGUUCGCUUCUACCGCGGCAAUGGCGUUGGCGACGCCGAAGCCAAGGUUAUUAUAGAGACGCUACUUGAUGAGGUUGGCGUCGACGGACCCGCACCACAGAUCGAGGUCAGCAAGGUGGACGAGGCCCAGCGUCUCAAGCGUAAGUGGGACUUGCGAGAGCAGUCUCACUCCAUCCGUCGCCUGGUCAAGGAGCUCGUGGGCCGUGUUCGUUCGCUGCGCUACUUUACUGUCGUACGCGACUUGCAGAGGCAGAAGGAUAAGCCGGUGGUUGUCGACUGUCCGUGGUGUGAGCGGGAUCAGAUACCGCCCUCAGAGAUCGUCGUCCUGUCAUCUUGUGGCCAUACCGGCUGCAUCUCUUGUGUCCAAGAGCGUGCUGCCUUAGACGAAUGCGUUUAUGCGGGCCGAGGUCCCCUCGCUUGUCAAUCACAGGCGCGAUCCGUCAACAUCGUGAGGGGCGAGACACUCGGUAUCGAGGAGGAGGGCGGUGUGGAAGGUCGUCGUUACGGCGCAAAGCUUGAGCAAGUUGUCGAAUUGCUCCGGGACACCUCUCGCAUCCGAGAAGAUGACCGCGUCCUUGUCUUUGUACAAUUCCCCGAUCUGAUGCGGAAGGUCGCAGAGAUGUUCAAAGCGCGGGACAUCCGAUUCCUUCAGAUCGAGGACAAGGUUGGAGAUAUGAGCAAGAACCUACAGCGAUUCCAAAACGGCAGCGAUGAACGCAUUCUCCUCCUGCAUGUCACGGACGAAACUGCAUCCGGCGCAAACUUGACUGUGGCGAAUCACGCGAUUUUCCUGUCGCCGCUGCUCACCGAGUCGCAAGAGGAGUACGACGCCUAUGAGACGCAGGCAAUCGGGCGCCUUCGCCGUUACGGGCAGCGCCAGACCGUGCAUAUCUGGCGCUUCGUUAGUAUGGACACCAUGGACGUCGAGCAAUAUGAGAAGCGUCGCGGGAUGACCGUGGACGAGCUCAUAGCUGCCGCUUCCGCGGUCUCAACAUCAACAGAGACGAGAGUUGACGAUGACGACGUUGUGAUGGAAUAG